GGAGCGAGCUCACGCCGCAGUCUCUCCACUCGACAUGAUUUACUAAGCAUCGACGCGGACAACUCGACAGCAAGAUUAGCGCGGCGCUACUUCGACUCUCAACUAGUGGCAAGCGGCCACCCUCAUGAUGGCAAGGUGACUUGAGCCCGCCCGAUUUCUUGCAAACAACAACAACAUGCCCGCCACCGACGUCGAGCGGGUCCUCAGCCCGCCAGUUGGGGCGGUGAGCCCGACGAUGCGCACGUUCCCCCGCCCGCGGGACGACGACGACGUGUCGGCGCACGAGCUGGACGAGCACGAGCCCGAGCCGAUCCCCAUCGUGCCGCUCAAGCAGAGUUCGACGGUGCUGUCGACCCGCAGCGCACGCGACGCGGCGCGCGCGCUCGAGAGCUUCGAGAGCAGCCCCGAGAACCCGCGUAACUGGACCCCCGGGCGCAAGUGGCGCACGACGCUGACGGUCGCGCUGACGGGCUUCAUCUCGACGUGCGGCUCGUCGAUCGCCGUGCCGGGCGUGCACGCCGUCAUGGCCGAGUUCGGCGAACACAAUACCAAAAUCGGCGUGCUCAUCACCAGCUUCUAUGUCCUUGGCCUCGGCUCGGGCCCCUUCCUCUUCGCGCCCAUCUCCGAGCUCUACGGCAGACAGGUGGCGUACCAUACCUCGCAAACAUUCUUCGUCAUCUUCUGUAUCGGCACGGCGGUGGCCCCAACAAUGGCCGGGCUCAUCGCGAUGCGGUUCGUGUGCGGCGUGUUUGGUUCAGUCGGGCCGGCCCUCGGCGUGGCGACCUGCGCAGACAUCUUUGCGCCAAAGGAGCGUGGCCGCCCAGUGAGCAUCUACGCCCUCGGCCCCAUGUCCGGCCCGGUGCUGGGCAGCAUGCUGGGCUACUGGAUCCUGUUUGGCGGCUGGCGCUGGCUCUUCUGGUCGAUGACGUUCAUGGCGCUCGCGAACUGGGCGCUGCUCAUCUCACUCACCGACGAGACGUUCGCGCCUGUCAUCCACAAGAAACUGCAGUACAGGAUAAAGCACCCCCAGGCCGACGCUACUGGGUUUCUGGACAGACUGAACCCGAGGCGCAUUCUCCACAACUUGGGCUGGAUGACUGCCAUGGUCUCUUCAGAGCAGGCGCGGGCAGUCUUUGGCCGCGCAUUCUCACGCCCUCCGAGGCUCCUGUUCACCAACCCCGUCGCGUUCAUCUUCUCGGCGUACUACGCCUACAUCUACGGCAUCAUUUACCUCUUCCUCGUGACUGUGCCGUUGCUGUUUGGCUCCGCGCCGUUCAAGUACCCCGGUCUGUUCUCGUACGAGUGGCCGCAGAGCACCCUCUCGCUGUCGUAUUUAGGUCUUGCGGUUGGCUUCUUGACCUCUGCCACGCUCGCCGCAACGACACAGGACAGAAUCUACCGCUAUUUGUCUGCAAAAUACAAGGACGAUGGACAGCCAGAGUAUCGCCUCGUGCUCACCCAGAUCGGAAUGAUCAUCAUGCCUAUUGGCCUGCUCGUCUUUGGCUGGACGGCGCACGCGCACACGCACUGGAUCGGUCCGCUCGCAGGCCAGGCCCUCAUCGCCCUAGGUCUCAUGCUCGCAUUCAACUCGAUCCAGACGUACCUCGUCGACGCCUUUUUCCCAUACUCUGCCGCGGCAACCGCCGGCGCCACUGCGCUCCGAUCAGUCAUCGCGUGCGUCCUGCCCAUCUUCUGUCCGCAAAUGUUUGGAACGCUAGACUGGGGAUGGGGAGGGACGCUGCUCGCCCUCGUUGCCGUCAUUGCUGUCCCGGCGCCAUUGGUAAUGUUCAAGUACGGCAGACGAUUACGAGAGCGCUUCUUGUUUGAGGGAUAGAGUAAAGUGGCACUUGUUGAAGAGACCGCAUAGCAUAGCAUCACAUCGUCAUACACAUCUGCAAUGCAAGGAAUAAUGGAC
Molecule: messenger RNA, 1915 nt
Organism: Vanrija pseudolonga
Lineage: Eukaryota; Fungi; Basidiomycota; Tremellomycetes; Trichosporonales; Trichosporonaceae
Gene: prlG
Product: MFS transporter prlG
Exons: 7
Coding region: 176-1834 (552 amino acids)
Biological process (GO): transmembrane transport
Cellular component (GO): plasma membrane
Molecular function (GO): transmembrane transporter activity
Source: RefSeq, a predicted model, not a curated record